CGGCGUACGCGUCACAUCCGCCCUUGCUGUGGACGAUGGUCGUCCGGGGGCAAAAUACGACACAGAGUACCUUGCGUAUGUAUCCGCGCCCUCUUGUCGCUUCUUCCACAGUACGGCAUCGCCGCCUUCGCCUCGAUACACCAAGAUGUCUGGUCGCGGUACUCUGGAGGCUUAGGCGCGUCGGCGUGGACGCUCACUGCCACAGGCUUCGACCUCGACGCGCUCGGAAAGACUGGCGCGGCGUGGCUGGAGGGCAGGAAGAGCGGAGGACAUGUUGAGAGGAAAGAGGCAUCUGGCCUUGCGAAUACCAAAAGCUCGCCGCGGCGACAAUGGCGCCGGAUACGCGUUUGCGCCGAAGCUGCGGGCGACGAAUGCCCACGGUACAGAGGUUUCAGUCCAACAGCUCUUGCAGGCCUCGUUCCCGGGCUCUUGGAAAAUGCUUGCCAAGGCCGUUGGAGACUUUGAUGACCGUGAACGAACCACAGACCGCAACAAGAACGAGGGCAUCGUCCCCCGGAAGGAUUACUUCAAGAAGCACCCGACGACGAACGAGAAGGUAUGGCACGCUGGCUGCGCUAAGUCAAAUACUCAUCAGCCAUUUCGAAUGAGGAACAGUUUUGCCCAGCUUCGCGAAAAUCGGAGCAUCGACCGAGAAACGUGGUAUAUGCACCGCGCUGGCCAGCAGGGAGCGCGGGAUAAGUAUGCGCUGCACACACGAAAUAUCACUGAAGAAGUCUACCGCUCGUUGGGCGAGAAGCUGGUGGUCAUCGGAGAAUGCGGCGUACCUAUGGACAUGAACGGUGAGGAAGCGUUCAAGUCAGAGGGUUUCACUUGGCAGCUGCGCAUGUUCGACGCGAUGAUGGGAUUCACAAUCUGGAAUUACAACCCGAAUAGCGACGAUCGGAAGGGUGACGAUUGGAACGGCGGGAACUUUACCUGGUUCAGCCAGCGGCGCGCUCUCCCAUCCUCCCUUCUCGACUGUGACCGGAGCUCGCCGACCCUCGACAAUGGUGCGCGGAUCCUGCGCAGCGUCGUGCGCCCGUACCUGGCGAAGACUGCCGGCAUACCUCUGCGGUUCGACUACGAGGUCAACACGGGAGAAUUCACCUUCAAGUGAGCAGCCCCUACGCCGUCCGACGCUCCAGCCGAGCAGCCUGCGGAGCGCCCGUCGGUGCACCACCUGCCUCUCGCAGCCCUUCCACCGCUGACGUUGCACGUGACAGAUAUCCAUGCCGGCGUUGCUCGCGCACGGCGGCGCGGUCGUCGUGCGAGGCCUCGCGGCGGGCGGGAGUCACAAGUACGACGAGGCGCGCCAAAUGCUGUAAGUCUGCGCGCCGGCCGACGCUGCGCCCGGCACCGUGCAUCACAUCCGCGUCGCGCUCGCGCCGCGCCUCAAAGUCGUAUCCCUCGCCAACGACUUCUGGAGCGACUGGGGGAGCGCCCUGUGGGCGUGGCUGCUGAUGUGGAUCUCGCAAAGCCUGUAGGACAGGUAUCGGGUUUAGUCUUGCUGGAUUUGUGUAGGCGGUCCGGGUGAUGGAUGCUGAUUCAUUCUAUUUGGAAUUUGGGUGAUGAUCUGGGCCUUGUUGCUAAUAGUGACUAAGAACUCAACGCUCACGCGGGGAGCAGGUUCUGUGGCGCUUUUGAGCUGUACAUUUUGCGGCGCCCCCAGUCACGUGGAAUAUUAGUGGCGUUCGGUGUGCUACGCCCACUCUUUGCUCUUGCCCAGCGCGAGCUGCAACGAAUCCAAAUUCUCAGAAGUUGAGCGACGGACAGCGCUGCGUAAUGGUCGCUGGGCAAGGUGCGUAUUCUGUUG
Phanerochaete carnosa HHB-10118-sp is the source of this 1813-nucleotide messenger RNA. Its product is annotated as glycoside hydrolase family 5 protein. Gene Ontology annotation, molecular function: beta-glucosidase activity. The coding region runs from base 272 to 1117 and encodes 281 amino acids. The transcript has 7 exons. The record is from RefSeq and is a predicted model, not a curated record. Lineage: Eukaryota; Fungi; Basidiomycota; Agaricomycetes; Polyporales; Phanerochaetaceae.